Molecule: messenger RNA, 822 nt
Organism: Suricata suricatta (meerkat)
Lineage: Eukaryota; Metazoa; Chordata; Mammalia; Carnivora; Herpestidae
Gene: CCDC59
Product: coiled-coil domain containing 59
Exons: 4
Coding region: 82-810 (242 amino acids)
Cellular component (GO): nucleus
Source: RefSeq, a predicted model, not a curated record
GUGAUUGAUUGCUUUUGUCUCAUGACGUACUUUAACAGCGUCCGUUGUGAUUUUUUUUCCUGGCGACUUGGUUAGUGUGCCAUGGCGCCGGUAAGGCCGGCGGCUGCGUGGCCGGCAGGGAAUUUGGAGUCGCGUAGCGAUGGAGUUUCUCCGGUCCGAUUCAGGAAUAAGAAUGUGAAGCAGAGGACGUGGCGAUCUAAUCAUCCGCAAGCCUUCGUGGGAAGCGUUCGCGAGGGACAAGGCUUUGCAUUCCGAAGAAAACUGAAGAUUCAGCAAAAUUACAAAAAAUUGCUGUGGAGGGAAAAGAAGGCUCAAACCUUACAGGAAUCCCAGUUCAUAGAUCGAUACCCUGAUCAUCUAAAACAUCUUUAUUUAGCUGAAGAGGAAAGACUCAGGAAGCAAAGAAGAAAGGUUGAACAGCCUUUGUCAAAAGAACAAGUUGAUCAGUCUUUGCCAAAAGAACAAUGUAGCAUUGCCCAAGCUUUGUCUGAAGAAUCUUGUAGUUCGGAGCAGCCUCAAUCAAAAGAACAACAUAGUGUAAGAAUAAACUCCAUUACUAUUCCAAAGAAAAAGAAAAAGAAAACAUCAAAUCAAAAAGCGCAGGAAGAAUAUGAACAAGUACAAGCUGAGCGUGCCGCUAAGAAACAAGAAUUUGAGAAGAGAAAACAGGAGAGAGAAGAAGCUCAAAGGCUCUAUAAAAAGAAGAAAAUGGAAGUAUUCAAAAUAUUGAGCAAAAAGACUAAAAAGGGCCAACCAAACUUGAAUCUACAAAUGGAGUAUCUUCUUAAAAAAAUACAAGAAACAAACUAAAGCAUACAUGUU